Messenger RNA from Phragmites australis (common reed), 4372 nucleotides. RefSeq names its product protein HASTY 1-like. Gene Ontology annotation, biological process: protein export from nucleus; RNA export from nucleus. The transcript has 22 exons. Gene Ontology annotation, molecular function: nuclear export signal receptor activity; RNA binding. Lineage: Eukaryota; Viridiplantae; Streptophyta; Magnoliopsida; Poales; Poaceae. Gene Ontology annotation, cellular component: cytoplasm; RNA nuclear export complex; nucleus. The record is from RefSeq and is a predicted model, not a curated record. The coding region runs from base 323 to 3919 and encodes 1198 amino acids.
CCGCCACCCAUUCCACCCUUUUUCUCCUCCGCUUUCCUUUCUGUUUCUUGGCGUGCCCCCUACCCUUCCCUCCCGACUCACGUUCUUCACUUCACCCACUCCCCCUCUCCUCUCCCCUUCCGCCUUAAACCCAAGCAAUCCAGCCGAGCGCGACGCCCGCCCAUCGUCUCCGUCCCAGGCGACACUCCGAAACCCUAGCCACUCGGCCGGCUCCGCCACCGCACGCCAAUGCCCCACCCCCAAACCCUAGCAGCAGCAGCAUCCUCCUCCUGUUGCUAGUCCUAGCCCUCCUUUUCCGUGUUCCGGAACCGAGUGCUCGAAGAUGGCGGCCGACCCAGCCACCGCCGCGGCAGUGGCGGCGAUCUCCGCCGUGAUGGACUGGCGCUCCUCCCCCGACGCCCGCGCCGCCGCCUUCGCCUAUCUCGAAUCGGUUAAGAGCGGAGACGUUCGAGCAUUGGCGAGUACAUCAUUUCUCUUGGUCCGGAAGGACCAGGUUUCGGAGAUCCGCUUGCACGGGUUCAAAAUGUUGCAGCACUUGGUGAGAUUGAGGUGGGAGGAACUCAGUGCUGCAGAGCGGAAUGAAUUCGCUAAUUUUACUAUUAAUUUGAUAUCAGAGGUUGUUGGCCCCCACGAGGAGUGGGCUUUGAAGAGUCAAACAGCUGCUUUAGUAGCAGAGGUAAUUAGAAGGGAGGGAGUUGCUUUGUGGAACACUUUACUCCCAUCUAUUGUUUCGCUGUCUAACAGCGGUCCUAUUGAGGCUGAGUUAGUUGCCAUGAUUUUAAGGUGGCUUCCAGAGGACAUCACUGUUCAUAAUGAGGAUUUAGAGGGUGAUAGACGGAGAUCACUGUUGCGUGGCCUUACUGAUUCACUGCCACAAAUUCUGCCGCUGUUAUAUUCUCUACUUGAGAAACAUUUUGUUGCUGCUUUAAAUGAGCACACGAAGCAGCAAAUGGAGUUGGCUAAACGACAUGUGGGGACAGUGACAGCUGUUCUCAAUGCUAUCAAUGCAUAUGCUGAAUGGGCUCCUGUGACAGAUCUUGCUAAAUACGGUUUAAUUCAUGGAUGUGGGUCCUUACUUUCUUACAGUGAUUUUCGCCUCCAUGCUUGUGAGUUUUUUAAAGUAUUAUGUCAGAGAAAACGAUCUGUGGAUGUCGCAGUUGGUGAGUAUGAUGCUGCAAUGUCCAACAUUUUCCAGGUGUUGAUGAAUAUUUCACAACAAUUUUUAACCAAAUCUGGGACGCAGCCCAGUGCUAUUGAUGAAAGUGAAUAUGAGUUUUCAGCGUGUAUUUGUGAGACAAUGGUUGCUCUAGGAUCCUCUAACAUGCAAUGCAUACUAGCUGAUGGAGCUAGGACCUUCCACUUCCUACAACAAAUGCUGGAAUAUUACCAACAUUACAGGAUUGCUCUUCAUUUCCAAUCUUUAUUAUUUUGGCUGGUGGUAUUGAGAGAACCAUCUAAAGCUAAGUCUGUCGCCCGUGUUUCUGGUGAUAACUCUGCUUCUGUUAAUUCUGCAUCCGCUGGUGACAGUUCAACGGAAAAGGAGAAAAAAGGGGUAUCGGUAUUUGUUACUGAUGAAAUAUACAGUACAAUUUUGGAUGUUUCUUUGAAAAAAAUGCUCAAGAACAGUCCAAAUGCAUCUUCUGGGUUGUUAGAAGUGUGGAGUGAAGAGCUUGAGGGGAAAAGUGACUUCAGCAACUACCGCACUAAAUUGCUGGAUCUCAUUAAAGUUAUUGCUUCUCAAAGACCUGUUAUUGCUGCAGCAAGCAUCGUACAGAGAAUAAAUGUUGUUUUCGGAGACACUAGUCAAGCAACUAAAUGCCCCCAGGAUAUUGAUGCAAUGGAAGGUGCUCAACUGGGUCUUGAAGCAGUUGUCAGUACCAUAUUUGAUGGCUUAGUUGAUUAUGGAAAGACUGAUCAGGAGACAAAAUUCCAAAUUCACAGUAUCUUUGCAGGCUUACUUCAGCAGCUUUUUUCUAUAAAGUGGACAGAACCGAGCCUUGCAGUUAUUCAUGGUCAUUAUUUGGAUGCUUUGGGUCCUUUCCUGAGACAUUAUCCAGAUGCAGUUGCCAGUGUUGUUAAUAAGCUUUUUGAACUGUUGACAUCUCUCCCCAUAACAUUUCAGGACCCAUCAAACAAUUCCCGCCUAGCUAGGUUGCAGAUUUGCUCGUCAUUCAUUCGCAUAUCAAGAGCUGCUGAUAAAGCACUUCUGCCUCACAUGAAGAACAUUGCCGACACCAUGUCUUACCUUCAAGGAGAGGGUCGCUUGCUACGUGGCGAACAUAAUCACCUAUGUGAAGCAUUUCUUGUGAUGACAUCCUCUGCUGGGAUUCAACAGCAACAGGAAGUCCUGGCCUGGUUACUUGAACCUCUUAACAAAAUGUGGACCCAAGUGGAAUGGCAAACUGCAUAUUUGUCUGACCCAUCUGGUUUGACAAGCAUGUUUGCUGAUAGCCAAUUUAUGUGGUCAAUUUAUCACACAGUUACGUUCUUUGAAAAGGCACUCAAGAGGAGUGGAACCAAAAAGUCUGCAGCAACUCCACAAGCACCCACCACAACAGCAGCAACCGGUUAUCUGCAUCCAAUGUCUUCACAUCUACCAUGGAUUCUGCCUCCUCUCUUAAGGUUGCUGCGAUGUAUACAUGCACUUUGGGCUGAGCCAUUUGCUCAGUCUCAGACAGGGGAAAUCAAAGCUGCAAAAAGCAUGACUGUUGGGGAGCAGGCUAGCCUUCUAGGAGAGACAGGUAAACUCACCAAAGGACAGGUUGCACCUGCUGAUGGAUUGCUGGAUGCUCACAGAGAGGGAGAGUCUAAGGAAAAUAGCAUAAGAAACUGGUUACGUGGUAUCCGUGACAGUGGGUAUAAUGUUUUAGGAUUAGCAGCUACUCUUGGGGAAGCAUUCUUUCGAUGCAUAGAGGGUCCCUCUGUCACCCUUGCUCUUAUGGAGAAUGUUCAAGUUAUGGAGUUUCGGCAUUUGCGCCAACUUAUCCACCUUGUUAUUGUUCCGUUUGUUAAAUUUUGCCCUGCUGAACUAUGGCAAGGGUGGCUAUUGAACCUUUUGCAGCCAUUAUUUGUCCACUGUCAGCAAGGUCUUCAUUAUUCAUGGUCCAGUCUUCUUCAUGAGGGCCGGGCUAAGGUUCCAGACAGUAUUGGUAAUCUUUCUGGGUCAGAACUGAAAGUUGAGGUAAUGGAAGAGAAGUUGCUACGUGACUUGACUCGUGAAGUAUGUUCUGUGCUUUGGGUUUUAGCUUCACCAGGCUUAAAUAGUGGACUUCCAUCUUUGGAACAACUUGGACCUUCCAACCGGAUGGAUUCUUCUCUGAAGGAUUUGGAGUCCUUUGCUUUGAGUUCUCUCAUGGGGUUUCUUACGCUUCAUGGUGGCACUGCCCUUCCUGCAUUGAGGAUAUCAGUUGAAGUGUUCACUUGGACAGAUAGUGAGGCAGUGACUAAAGUUAUCCCCUUUUGCGGUGCACUCAUUCACCUUGCUGUUGCUACAAACCAGGCUGAGUUGAGGCAGUUUGUUUCAAAGGAUCUAUUUUCUUCUAUAAUACAUGGCUUAUCUGUUGAGUCGAAUUCAAUAAUGAGCGCAGAACUUGUUGGACUUUGUCGGGAGAUAUAUAUCUAUCUGUCAGAUAGAGAUCCUGCACCUAGGCAGGUUCUUCUGUCCCUCCCACACAUAAAGCAGGAAGAUUUGCUAGCCUUUGAUGAUUCUUUGAGUAAAACUGCUAGUCCAAAAGAACAAAAGCAACAUAUGCGAAGCUUACUUCUGCUGGCUACAGGGAACAAAUUGAGAGCUCUUGCUGCUCAGAAGACAACAAAUGUGAUUACCAAUGUUACAACUCGAAAUAGGAGCUCUACCACGCACCAUGGAUCCAGUGCCGAAGAUGGGCACAUUGGAUUGGCUGCAUUAUCACAAACAUGACCUGCUAAAAUUUCUGUCUGUACAAAAGGAUAUUACAAUGUUAUAGAAUGGAUCCUGAUGUGGUAUGCUAUUGGCGGAUGUCAGAUUCUUGCAGCAUCAAUGUGUGAGGAUUGAUGCAUUCUUGGUUAUAUGGUUAUAACUGAGCUGUCAUGAGCAACUGACCGAUUCUUGGUUUGGAGUUUGGACGACUUGUUUUCUAGAUUGUGUCUAACCUCGCUUCUGUGUAUGGUUUUGGGGGAGGUAGUGAAAGUGGUGUAUGUAGUCACGAAUGUAGUUCACAGCAACAUAGUAAUAUACUAAACACUUGUUGCAUUUGUACCUGUGAUCCGUUUAGGCCGAGGCGCUCAGAUUCUGAAACAGGCAAGGUGAUAUACCGAAUGAUAAUGCACUCACAUCAACCAAAAACAUAAUGUACCACAGUAGUCAUGCUAUGCAUUAACGCUUAAUUUUCUA